This is a messenger RNA of Daucus carota subsp. sativus, 2455 nucleotides long. RefSeq names its product rhamnogalacturonan I rhamnosyltransferase 1. Gene Ontology annotation, cellular component: cytoplasm. Bases 518 to 2053 code for a protein of 511 amino acids. The record is from RefSeq and is a predicted model, not a curated record. Lineage: Eukaryota; Viridiplantae; Streptophyta; Magnoliopsida; Apiales; Apiaceae. The transcript is spliced from 8 exons.
GGAGGCUCAUUGCAGCAGAUACAGUAUAAAUAAUACCAAGCCAACUACACCUGGUUAUAAACACCUCUUUGUAUAUUACAUACACUAUAUAAUAACAUAUAAUAUACAUUCUCUCUCUAUAUAUUUUCCGGUGACCGGAAUUUGGGCACUCAAUUUUCCAACUACCUCCUGGCAUUUGCAUACACACACACACACACAAACACUUGUGUGGUGUGUGUGUGUGUAUUUUCCCCUUGUGUGUAGAUACUGUCGUCUGUCAGUAGAUUUGUUUCAUCUGGGCUACAAUCUUUUUGUCAUUGUGUUGUAAAGCUACAUUCUUUUUAGCCUUUUGAGUAACAAAUCACUUGCUUUCAAGAAUUCACACUUAUAGAAUUCUUGGAUCUUGAACAAUCAAAUAAAGAUCAGAUCUUUACAUUUUUUGGAACCAUUGUUUGUGAUUUUGGUUUGCUGAGCUGGUGAUGAUAUUCACAAGUUGAUUUGGGUAAGUUUUGAUUUUUUGAGUGUAUAUAGGAAUAGUAUGUGUAAGAUAGAGAAGAGGGGAUAUAUUGAAAUGGGGUUGAAAUCAUUUGGUGGUGAGGGUAAAAAGGGGAUUGACAAGUUUAAGAGUUCAAUGGUGUCAAGGUCUAAGAUGAAGCUUUGGAUGAUUAGAGCAACUACUUGCAUUUUGUUGUGGACUUGUUUAGUUCAGUUGACAACUUUGAGUGAGAUGUGGGGAGCUAGAGUUUUAAAGGGUUGGCCUUCUUGCUUUUCCCAUGAAUCUGCUACUGCUAUGGAUGUCAUGAUCACACCGUCUCUUCCGACUCGAGUUCUUCCACCCAAGAGGGUGUAUAAGAACAAUGGCUAUUUGAUGGUUUCAUGCAAUGGAGGUCUUAACCAAAUGCGUGCAGCGAUAUGCGACAUGGUAGCUAUAGCAAGAUAUUUAAAUGUUACGCUUAUUGUUCCUGAGCUGGAUAAAACUUCUUUCUGGGCUGAUCCAAGUGAGUUUCAGGACAUUUUUGAUGUCGACCAUUUCAUUUCAUCACUGAGGGAUGAGGUUCGUAUACUGAAGCAACUGCCUCCCAGAGUUAAGAGGAGAGUGGAACUAGGAUUGUUUUACACAAUGCCUCCUGUCAGUUGGUCUGACAUUUCUUAUUAUCAUAAUCAAAUUCUCCCUCUGAUCCAGAAAUACAAGAUUGUGCAUCUGAAUAGGACUGAUGCUCGGCUUGCCAACAAUGGUCUGCCACUAGAGAUGCAAAAGCUUCGAUGCCGAGUAAACUUCGGUGCUCUGAGAUUUACUUCUCAAAUAGAGGAGUUGGGAAAAAGGGUAAUUAAGCUCUUAAGGCAGAAUGGUCCUUUCCUUGUACUUCAUCUCAGAUAUGAAAUGGACAUGUUAGCAUUUUCGGGUUGUAACCAGGGAUGCAGCAAUGAAGAAGUAGAUGAGUUGACACGAAUGAGAUAUGCCUACCCAUGGUGGAAAGAGAAAAUCAUAAAUUCUGACUUGAAAAGAAAGGAUGGUCUAUGUCCAUUAACCCCCGAGGAAACUGCUCUUACACUGAGGGCACUGGACAUUGAUCGUGACAUCCAAAUCUACAUUGCCGCUGGAGAGAUUUAUGGCGGAGAAAAACGAAUGGCUAGUCUCACUGCUGCUUAUCCAAGAGUGGUCAGGAAGGAAACUCUUUUGGACUCGUCAGACCUUGGAUAUUUCCAGAAUCACUCUUCUCAGAUGGCAGCACUCGAUUAUCUUGUUUCUCUAGAAAGUGAUAUUUUUGUUCCAACAUAUGAUGGAAACAUGGCCAAAGUUGUUGAAGGCCACCGCAGAUUCCUUGGUUUCAGAAAGACGAUAUUAUUGGAUAGAAAGCUACUAGUUGAUUUAAUAGAUCAAUAUAAUCACGGUUCCUUGAAUUGGGAUGAAUUCUCUAGUGCUGUUAAGGAAGCACAUUCAGAUCGCAUGGGGAACCCCACAAAAAGGUUGGUGAUUCCAGACAGACCAAAGGAGGAAGAUUAUUUCUAUGCCAACCCUGACGAAUGCUUGCAAUCAUCAGAAAUGUCGGAGGAAAGAUUAGAAAUCUUAUAAUUGACUGGGGCACGCUCUGUUGUUUUGACUAGUGGACUGCAUUGUGAAUCUACCACUACUGGGGAUCAAAGUUCUCUUAUUACUGAAUCAUUAGAGAUGACGAGAAUCUUGUUCUGAGGAGGAAAUUGAAAUGAUGGCAAGGAAUGUGCAAUUUCACCACUACAGAGGAUCAUCGGGACCAGGUGGAGUUUCAUGUAAAUUCUCGGUUGUAUUAAUUAUCUAAUAAUUUGGUUCCUGUAUAGAAGAUACCCUGCCAUUACAGGGUUAUACUGAACUUCACCGUCCUCGGUGUACGCAAAUGGAUAGCAUGCAUUAGUCCCUGUUCAUUUGACAUGCGGUUCUCUGUAGGCACACUAUCGAUUAUCGAAUAUAUAGAUACCAUCAAUAUAGUUCCAUCUUGUA